AAGGAUUUUAGUUUUUUAUUAAGUAAAAAACACUGAGAAAAAUUAAUUGUUUUAUACAAGAAGAGGUAAUAGUAUAGAGUACAUAAUAAAAUAAAGAGAAACUGUAGAUGUGGAUUGCGUAUGUGUCGCAGUUAACGGAGGUUAUGGCUUUAUUACUUUACUCCUGUGUACAAAUUUAUGGCGAGUAUGAUUAGAACAUUCACUGUAUUGUGUUCUGUUGUCCGUCUUGUUUGGAUAUCUAUUGCAUAGUAUUUGUGAAAAUUAAAAAUUGUAUUAUCCGAUAAAAAUCCGUUUAAAAUGCACACCAAAAAUAAAAGACAGCUAAACGAAUGUACACUGUACGGUAAGGUAAUGAAAAAUGAAAUCAGUAUGGAUACAAAUGACAAACUAAAUACAGAUACUGAUGAUUACUGCCAAAUAAUAGGAGAAUUUUAUCAUGGAAAUGACAAUGUACAUGAUACGUGUAAUAAAAAUGAUAACGAUCCUCAAGAAACAUUGCAUUUAUGUGUUAAUAAUAAAAUAUCAAACGAGUCAACUUCAAAGUUGAUAAAUAUAAAUAAUGAGAUUAAUAAUAAAAUUACGUUAGAGACAGUGUGGAAAGGUAUCACUUCUCUACAGUCUUCUAUUACUAAUGUUUCCAAUUCUUUAGAGACUGUAUCAGUACAAUUGAAUACUUUUGAUCCACGUAUAAAAGAAUUGGAAACAAAUUUUAAUAAUAUUAAGGCUAAAACAACAAAUUUUGAUAAUAUGGAAAACGAUGUAAAUAGUUUAAAACAACAAGUUGAGAACCUUGUAAAUCAAGUAGAGAAUCUAAAAUCUAAUUAUCAAGAAGAAAAAAAGUUAGAUUUUUCUGAAAUUUUUUGUGAAUUAAGACAGAGAGAAAUAAAAUCCAAAAAUAUUAUCAUCUACAAUGUAGUAGAAGAUAAUUUAAAAAUUUCACAAGACUACUCAACCUUAGAAGACAUUAAUAAAUUUAAUGACUUAAUAACUGCAAGAGAUAAUUCGCGAGCUCGUGAAAUACUUGAAAAUAUUCCCAAUAUUGACUUAGAUGAAUUGCAUACAAAACGUAUAGGAAGAACAGAUUCUAAUACUUGUCGUCCCCUUCGAGUUAUUUUACAGUGCAACAAAGAUGUUGUUACAAUUAUGAAAAAUAGAAAAUUAGUAAAUAGACAGUAUAAUAUCAUGACAGAUCAAACAAAAUUGCAACGAAGAAGAUUAAAGGAACUUAAAGAAGAACUAACAAAAAUAAACCAUGAUAUUGAUAACCCACAAAUGACUAUCAAAUUUAUCAACGGUGAACCAAAACUUAUACCUAUUAGAAGAGACUUUAUAAAAAAUGAAUAAUUAUUUGAGUUACUCUCCUUAAC
This is a messenger RNA of Ceratosolen solmsi marchali, 1367 nucleotides long. RefSeq lists its product as uncharacterized. The transcript is spliced from 2 exons. NCBI's taxonomy places the organism in Eukaryota, Metazoa, Arthropoda, Insecta, Hymenoptera, Agaonidae. The coding region runs from base 298 to 1344 and encodes 348 amino acids. The record is from RefSeq and is a predicted model, not a curated record.